This is a messenger RNA of Glossina fuscipes, 1869 nucleotides long. Its product is annotated as apyrase-like. Gene Ontology annotation, molecular function: nucleotide binding; 5'-nucleotidase activity; metal ion binding. The coding region runs from base 103 to 1770 and encodes 555 amino acids. Gene Ontology annotation, cellular component: plasma membrane. NCBI's taxonomy places the organism in Eukaryota, Metazoa, Arthropoda, Insecta, Diptera, Glossinidae. The transcript is spliced from 8 exons. Gene Ontology annotation, biological process: AMP catabolic process. The record is from RefSeq and is a predicted model, not a curated record.
UUCUUCUAUGAACGUGUUUUUUGUCGCGAAGUUAAUUCAAUUAAAAUUUACUCUCUGAGAUAUUCGUCCGUUGUUAUCCUUAAUCCUUACUUUAACUUCACGAUGAAAUCAUUGAUCGGAACGCUAUGUAUUUAUUGUCUAUUCAUAUUAACGAAUAAUGUAGUAUCGAGUUAUGGAGACGAUCUAUAUCCUCUAACUAUAAUGCAUACGAAUGAUUUUCACGCCAGAUUUGAAGAAACGAACGUCAAGGGAAACCCAUGUAUGUCUGGUGAGAAAUGCAUCGGUGGUCUGGCACGUGUCUUACAUACCGUUAAAAGAAUAAUUAAAGAGCAAGAAAAGAAGAAUAUAGAAUCGUUGUACAUUAAUGCGGGUGAUAAUUUCCAAGGUACCGUCUGGUAUAAUAUAGGACGUUGGAAUGUUACCAGUGAGCUAAUGAAUAUCCAGCCACCAGAUGUUAUGGUUUUGGGGAAUCAUGAAUUUGAUCAUGGAAUCGAUGGCCUAUUGCCUUUUUUAAAUACUAUGGAUAAAACUGAAAUAGUUGUGGCGAAUAUGGAUGCAAAAGGUGAACCGCAGGUGGCGAAAAAAAUUAAACCAUUCACUAUAAUUAAAAAAAAGUAUCGCAAUAUUGGUGUAAUUGGUGUUAUCGUUGAGGAAGUUCCCGAUUUAGCCGCUACGGGGAAUUUGAAAUUCCGUAAUGAAAGCGAAGCUAUUAUUGAAGCGGCAAGAAAUUUGAAAAAACAAGAUCCUAGCGUCAAUAUUAUCAUAGUUGUUUCUCAUGUCGGUUUCGACGUCGAUAAAAUUAUUGCUGAGCGUGCUGGAUCAGAAGUUGAUAUUAUCGUUGGCGGACACACGCAUACCGUCCUUUAUACCGGUACUCCACCGGGUCCUGAAAAGCGGGAAGAUAACUAUCCCUAUGUCUAUAAUCAUCCGUCCGGUAAUAAAGUUCUUCUCGUACAAGCUGUCUGCCACGCCAAAUAUGUCGGUAAUCUGACGGUGUUCUUCGAUAAGGCUGGAAAAGUUGUAAAAUAUGAAGGUGCCCCAAUUUAUAUGGACACUCAAGUAGAACAAGAUAAAGACGUAUUGGAAGCUAUGAAACCCUGGAGAAAGUUGAUCGAUGAAAAGACAAAGGUCGUAGUAGGGAGAACAAAUGUAGACAUGCCAAAAGACAUUUGCCGUUCGGAGGAGUGCGCCUUGGGUAACUUUUACACCGAUGCUAUGAUUGAUGCUUUUGGCGAUAAAGAGAAUUGUAAAUCAGGCAGUACAUGGACAAAAGCGCCUAUUGCUUUAGCUCAUGCAGGUAGCUUGCGUAGCCCGUUACAGCAAGGAGAUAUCCAUUAUUCGGACGCACUACUAUUGGCGCCUUUUACUAAUAUGGUGGUAGGGUACGAUUUACCAGGCGCUAAAUUAAAAGAGGCCUUGGAAUUUAGUGCAGCGCCGAAGAAUGAGGACGAAAAACGUAGAUUCUUGCAGAUGUCAGGUGUUAAAGUCACCUACAAUAUGACCCGACCGGCGAAUAACAGAAUUGUAGAUUUAAAAGUACGCACCAAUGGUUGUCCCUAUGAUAGGUAUGAAAACCUCGAUGAAAACAAAAUGUACCGAGUAGCUAGUCCAAGCUUUCUGCAAGGAGGUGGCGAUAGUUUUAAAAUGCUACGUGACUAUGCUAAAAACAUAAACAAUCAAAAAAUUGAUCUGGACGCCUUACUGGAUUAUAUAAAGAAAUUCUCGCCAAUUGCAUCAAAGCCAGAAGGACGCAUUACGAUUAUUCAUUAGAUGCGAUAGCGACGACAAUGAAAAUUUGAAAGGAUCUUAAGUGUCAGACAAUUUACUGAAUAAAUUCUUAAAAGUUUAUAUUCAUUUUUAUCUUAAAAA